GUGACUCACUCACCCACACCCCUCGGCUCUCGUCAAAGGUCUGACGUCUGUAGACUGUACUCUGUUGUGUGUUCAGUCCUUGUCGUCGGCGCCCUAAACUUGACAACUUUUUGAUUGCACUUUAUCACAUGACACAUUGACCAUAAGAUACUGAUUUGCACACAUGGCUCAAGAAUUGGCACAUGAGAUUAGUUCUCUCCAAGGAAAUAAUUUAAAUGAGAUUAUACAAAAGUUUAGAUUGUUGUUGAUGGCAAAAAGAACGUCAUUUAAGGACAAUUUUAACGAACUUCUUUUAUUGUUGCAAAGUGAUGAUAAUUUACAGAAAUUUUUUAGGGUCAAAUUGAUUGAUGAAUGUAAUAAGCGUGAUGAAGUUUUAAAAUUACUAAAAUGCAAUGAUACAGUUUUGGUUAGCCGAGCAUUAAGAUGUACAUGGUUCUUUCAGGACCUUCAAGACCCAGAAAAAUUCAUAAAUGAAGUCAUACCAUUAUUGUCAUUCUGUACUAGAAGAAAAGUGAUAAAACUCUAUUCUAAACACUUGGCCAGAUCUGACGUUAUAGAAAACAUGUUUACCAUAUUGCACCAGUUGUAUGAUUCCAGCUUAGCAUUAAUCCUGUUGCCGGCCUGCAGUCAAGAGUUUGUCAACCAUACGCUCCUUUCAUUAAAAACUAAAGUCCCUACAUCAGUUUUAAAAAAACUUUUCAACUGUUACCCUGACUCUGUCAAAAAAUACUUUGAGUUUUUACUAGAAAGUAUUGAUAAAGAGAAAAGGGCUUUUUAUUGUUUCAAAAUUGAUAACUAUUAUGUAGUACUAUGUAAAGUUGCUUCUUCUGAUCCAAAAUAUUUUAUGAGGAUGUAUGAAAAGUAUGACAAUUACUUACCACAUUUCUCAUUGGGAAAAAAGACAUCAAAAAAAGUUAUUAGAGCUGACACAGAUAGAUUUAUUACUAAUUUCCACAAAUAUUCAAAAAUUAUUACCUGCAAUUAUGAAAAUUAUUUGUCAGCCAAUCAGAUAGAAAAGUUACAGUUACACUUAUUUCCAAAGUCAAUUACGCACUUUUUUUCUGAUGUGGAUUUUGAAAUGUUUGAAGUUACAAAAAAGUUGAAUAAAGGAGCAAGAGAGAGAAUCCUAUUAACAAAUUUUAGCAAGGCAUUUUCCAGGCCAUUUAUUUAUGAAGAAUUUUCAAGAGCAUUGACAGUAGAUAUAAUCCAGUAUUUCCCAGAGCAAGUGAGGAUGGAGUGGAUUAACAUGACCCUGCGCAAAACUGCAGAUCCAUUAGAUAAAGUUGAUUUGUUGUUAUAUCUUCCCACAUCAGCUUCAAUCCUCAGUCUAAAGACUAUGCUAGAAAAUGAGACUGAACUAAAUGUCAGAAUUAGCAUUUUUAAAGCAAUGUUGUAUUCAUUAGAUUUUAAUAAUGAUUUUGUAACAUUACCUUCAAUCUUGCGGUACUUUGUUUCAAGAUUUAGAAAUGAACAAUUUUUAAUGAGUAAGAAAGUAAUAGAUAGUUUGGGAAGAAAUGAAAAACUGUUGUUAGAAUUACAAAUUGAUGAUUGGGACCUGAUUUAUGAUUUGUUCAAACUUGCUAAAUUAAAUAAUCAACAUAUGAAGUUAAAGCGAAGUAUCACAGAAAUUCAACAUAUACAAAUUAAAAGCUUUUUUAAGAAGGGUUUUCCAAUGGAAACUCAUUUAAAAAAAUAUUUUCAAUCACAAAUAUCAUUGUUCAAAGUUUGUAACUAUGAAACAUGCACAAAUUCUAUAUAUGAGAAGACUUGUCUCCAUUUCUUCCUGAAAGAAGUAUCAAAUUUAAUUCAUGAUGAGAAGAAUGUCGAGAACCAUUUAAACAGCCUUGCAGUGCAGAUUUGCAUGUAUAACCGGAGGAAUAAAAAAGAUCGAAUUGAGAUCCCAGAAUGGUUGGUGGAAAAAGUGAAAUCGUCAUUUACUCGCAAAAAAGAAUUCGAUUGGAAUAUGUAUAACUUAAUGCAAAGCUGUAAAAAGGAUUAUGUCUUCAGGGAGAAACUUUUCCCAAAACUGUUCCCAGAAAGGAUGGAUACUGACAUAUUAUUAUUUAUAUUAAAAAAAUCACCAGGUUUGAUUGUACAAAAUGUUGACAGUGUUUUAAAAAAAAUUUUUGAAAAUGCAUUGAAUGUCGAUUCAAUGAAGUUCUUUAGCCAGCUGAGAAUGUAUUCACCUUUUGAACUCCCUCAGAAAAUUAUUCAUCUCUGCAUCAAUGCCCUUCAGAACAGUAGCGAAGAUGGCGAUGGCAAGGAUUUUCAAUACCACGCCAAACCGAAUGCUAUAAGGAUCUUGUGCCUAAUGAUGCCGAGUAAUUGUUUUCUUAAAAUGAUUGAACCAUAUUAUCCAAAAUCUAUUAAAAUUGAAUAUACAGAUGAAGAUGAUGAGUUUUACAGAAUACAACAAGAAAUUGCCCAGAGUUUGAAGCUUUUGAAUGACACCGCUCUGGCAGUUGUCCCAAUGAAGAAAUUUGCUGGAGGGGACUACCUGAAAUAUAUUGUCGGAUCAAUAAAUAGUAUUGUAUUGAAAAUUCCUGAAGCGGAAAUAAUUCCAAUGUUAAAAGAGUGGUUGGAUUCCCCGGUGUCUGUAAGGAAACAUUUCAUUAGAGCUUUUUUGAAAAUAGCGCCAAAAGCGGCAAAAUGCAGUUUUGUAAAAGAACUGUUUAUAAAGGAAAAAAAUCUCUCCAUGCGUCUUCUGCUAUUUCAGCAUGCCUUUCAAUUCUUCUGCCAGGAACCUUGCCAAGAGACUUUCAACGCUUUCAAAGCGAUUGUUGUGUGUCUUGAACCUACAGACACAUCUGCUAUAGAGAGAAUGUUCAAUGUCCAAAAAGUGGCCGAUGAUUUUGUUUCCACUUACAUACAGAUGCUGUGGGAACUAGUAUCCCAUAAAGAACCUGAAGUUAGAGCUACCGACCAAAACAGGGUUAUUGGAAUGAUAGACAAAGAAAUUCUACAGCUACUCAGUGAAGAAUUCAGAGAAACACUUCUGCAGCAGAUAUUCUCCUUGGCAAAUCUUGAAAAUCUUCAUACACUACAGUUUGUAACAAAUUAUAUUUUAUACAGUACUGACAGUGAUAUUCAAGCGAUGAGGUUGGAUAAAACAAUGGUACUCUUGAAGAACCUAAUCACUGUCCACUGGCAUGAAUACAACUUAAAUAGUUAUUUUGUGUUUCCUGUAAGAAAAUUUGUUUCCCACUUUGUAAAAACAUUGUGUGAGAGCAGUAACAAAAGAGACAAACUGUACAUGGAUCCCUGUUGUGUAUUGAAGGAUUUCAAGACACAGCUCAAAGCUAUUCUGCCAGAAGAAAGUGUCAUCGAAGAGUCAUUGUUCAUAGACUUCACUAUCACUUAUCACGAAUAUUUUGUAACCGGCGGCAAAUUUUCUCCUGAAUUUUUCUUUAAAUUUAUUAAAUCCAGCCUUGAAAAAUAUGCUUGGAUUAGUGAUGCUGUGAAAAUUGAUAUGUUGCGGAAUGUACUUCCAUUCAAUUUAUUGUCCCUAGAAGAUAAACUGUUACUUUCUGAACUUUUAAUCUCACAGACAUCCGAACUCUGCAAUUUAAUAGGAUUAGGCAUUAUACCACACCAAAUAAACGAUGAUUCCACCAUGAAAUACUUUAAAAACAUUAUUAAACUAUUAGUUGAAAACCCGAAUCAAAAUGUAAAAAUUCAGUCUAGCUCUUUCAUGUCAAAACUAGUAUCGACAGUGAAGGUUUAAAGAUCAUUUGUUAUGCUGUGUACCUCAAAAAUUGUGAUAUGCUAGCAUUAUAAUGGUCAAAGAAAUAAAAACAAACAAAAGAAGCUGUAAUAUAAGAAAUUUGAGCACCGGAACUGUUUAGUUACAUUCAUAUUCUUUCUUAUUUCAUUUUAAAGAGCUUGCUUGCCUUUUUGAACUAGUCUUCAUAAAUGUAUGCUUACAUUCUGAAUUAUCUUUUCGUUUUUCUGUAGUAUUUGUCUUGCACAAAUGUACAAAUAUUGAAUAUUUGUAUUUGAUAGUAAAUAGUAGUAAACAUUAUGUCAUAGUUAUCCAUCGCUUGUGUCGUUAGUAAUUAUAGAUUCUUCAAUAAUUCCAUUUUUUUCCGGUUUGCAGUAGUUCCUUUCAAUUAGUAAUAAACUUGGUAAUGGAUUUUAUUUUAUUUUAACUAGUCUUAUUGGUAAAACUAGUCUGUGGUAGAGGAGAUAUCAUUUAUAGUAAAAUAAAUCAAAUAUGACACUUUAUUUAGUGAAGGUAUUUUGGGAAUUUUUUUAAAUUGUGUAAUUUACUUUUUUUCUUCUUGUGUAUCUUCGAUUUUCUCAUUUCAAUGUCGGCACAAUCGAUUAUUCGAGACUUCAAUUAUGUCUGCUGUCUAUAUUCCGGAGUCCCUAGAUAAUAGAUAUCAACAGCUUUUUUUCAAUGGGGGGCGAAACUGAAGAUUGAAGAUUGCGUUCGCGCCCACAUUGGCACAUGAACAUCAAUCCGGAAAUUUUUCGUUGAAAUCGUCCUCGUCAGAGGUCAACCCGUCCUAAACAUUUUUAACAGAUUUGUCUUAAGCAGCCAUGGAGAAGGAGUUGUUAAACGAGAUACUUACCCUUCAAGGAAAUAAUUUGACCGAUAUUUUGCGAAAUUUUGGAUGCUUGUUGGUGAGAAAAAGAGAGAUUUUAAAGAACAACUUAAAUGGUGUACUCUCUCUGUUGAACAGCGAUGAUAAUUUGCACAAGUACAUAAUGAUAAAACUUAUAAAUGAAUUUAAAUGUCACAAUGAAGUUUUAAGUGUACUGAAAAGUGGAGACAGAUUUGCAUUAAAACAAGUAUUGAAAUGUACCUGGUUCUUCGAAGACCUUCAAGAUUCACAAAUUCUCAUGAAUGACAUCCUGCCUUACCUAUCUUUCUGCACAAGGAUGAAAGUGAUUAGUCUUUAUUCAAAGUAUUUAAAAAAAACAGAUUUGAUUGAAAACUUGUUUACUGCAUUGCACCAAAAAUAUGAAUUGAGCUUGGCUUUAAUCCUGUUGCCUGCUUGCAGCCAAAAAUUUGUGACAGAUAGACUUCCCACUUUCAAAACAAAAGUCCCGUCUUCGGUUUUUCAAGAGCUUUUGAACCAUUAUCCUGAUUUGGCAAAGGAAUACUUAGAAUUUAUACUUGAAAGUGUUAAUAAACAAAAAAGGGCAUUUCGUUAUUUAAAUUUUGAUGAUUAUAAUGUCCUGUUUUUAAAUUUGGCAUCUUCAGAUCCUAAAUAUUUCAUGAGGAUAUAUCAACAAUAUAACAGACAUAUGCCAUAUUUCAAUUUGGGUAGAAGGACCUCAAAAAAGAUUAUUAGAACAGAUACAGAGGCAUUUAUUAACAAUUUUGACAAAUACUCCAAGAUAAUUUCUUUGGAAUUUACAAGGGCUUAUUUAAGUAUAGAUCAAAUGGAAAAAUUACAGUUAGCAUUAUUCCCUAAAUCGACUACAAAAUUUUUCUUAAUGGGAGGAGAAAACAAUUUUAUAGAAGUAACCAGAAAGUUAAAAAUGGAAAUUAGAGCAGAAAUACUUUUAAAAAAUUUCAGCAAAGCUUUUUCCAGGCCAUUUGUUUAUGAAGAGUUCGCUCCAGCGUUAUCUCAACAUGUAAUUGCUCACUUUCCUGAGGAAGUGAGGGUGAAAUGGAUUGAAGCGACUUUACCCAAAAAAGAAUCUGCAUAUGACAAAGCUGAUUUGAUAGAAUAUCUUCCCACUUCCCGUUCAAUUCCACUUCUAAAGAAAUUGGCUGAAAAUCAGUCUGAACUGAAUGCACGCAUUUAUUUGUUUAAUAAAAUAUUCAGGACUCUGAAUUUCAAUAAUGAUUUGGAGAAACUGCCUUCUAUAUUAGUUUAUUUUGUUACAAGAUUCAGAAACGAAGAGUUUCCAAUGAGAGAACAAGUGUACUCUAGCUUGGUUGAGUUUAAAAGACUGUUGUUUGCAUUGAAAAUUGAUGACUGGGAAACAGUAAAUGAAUUACUGAAACUUGUCAAAUUAAAUAAGGAACAAACACGUUUACAGCAUCUCAUAACUAAAACUCAACAUAUACAAGUUUUAAGCUACUUUAAGAAGGGUUUUCCAAUGGAAACUCACUUAAAAAAUUACUUUCAAUCACAAAUAUCAUUGUUCAAGGCAUGUAAUUAUGAAAUUUGCACAAAUUCUAUAUAUGAGAAGACUUGUCUGCUUUUCUUCCUGACAGAAGUAUCAAAUUUAACUCAGAUGGAUGAGAAGAGUAUCGACAACCAUUUAAACAGCCUUGCAGUGCAGAUUUGCAAGUAUAACCAGAGGAAUAAAAAAGAUCGAAUUGAGAUACCAGAAUGGUUGGUGGAAAAAGUGAAAUCGUCAUUUACUCGCAAAAAAGAAUUCGAUUGGAAUAUGUAUAACUUAAUGCAAAGCUGUAAAAAGGAUUAUGUCUUCAGGGAGAAACUUUUCCCAAAACUGUUCCCAGAAAGGAUGGAUACUGACAUAUUAUUAUUUAUAUUAAAAAAAUCACCAGGUUUGAUUGUACAAAAUGUUGACAGUGUUUUAAAAAAUUUUUUUGAAAAUGCAUUGAAUGUCGAUUCAAUGAAGUUCUUUAGCCAGCUGAGAAUGUAUUCACCUUUUGAACUCCCUCAGAAAAUUAUUCAUCUCUGCAUCAAUGCCCUUCAGAACAGUAGCGAAGAUGGCGAUGGCAAGGAUUUUCAAUACCACGCCAAACCGAAUGCUAUAAGGAUCUUGUGCCUAAUGAUGCCGAGUAAUUGUUUUCUUAAAAUGAUUGAACCAUAUUAUCCAAAAUCUCUUAAAAUUGAAUAUACAGAUGAAGAUGAUGAGUUUUACAGAAUACAACAAGAAAUUGCCCAGAGUUUGAAGCUUUUGAAUGACACCGCUCUGGCAGUUGUCCCUAUGAAGAAAUUUGCUGGAGGGGACUACCUGAAAUAUAUUGUCGGAUCAAUAAAUAGUAUUGUAUUGAAAAUUCCUGAAGCGGAAAUAAUUCCAAUGUUAAAAGAGUGGUUGGAUUCCCCGGUGUCUGUAAGGAAACAUUUCAUUAGAGCUUUUUUGAAAAUAAACAAAAUGUAUGCGAAAUCCGACUGGGUCUUUACUUUUUGA
Messenger RNA from Cimex lectularius (bed bug), 7062 nucleotides. RefSeq lists its product as uncharacterized. The transcript is spliced from 5 exons. NCBI's taxonomy places the organism in Eukaryota, Metazoa, Arthropoda, Insecta, Hemiptera, Cimicidae. The coding region runs from base 4543 to 7062 and encodes 839 amino acids. The record is from RefSeq and is a predicted model, not a curated record.